GGGAACUAUAUAAGGAAGGGUAAUCGGUCAGCUCUUCGCAUUUUUUACACUUGACCGCCUUGCCGGUUUGUUUACAUUUUUGUAAACAACAUAAAAUACUUUAGAAUAAGAGUUCAACGGGGUGUAUAACUAAAUUAGAACCGUGGAUAUAUAGAAGAAAAAAACAUUUUGGACUUAUCUUUUUUAUACGUGAUUCAGCAUGUUAUCUGAUGAAAGAAGUGAUUCACUGAAAAAGGAAGAUUCUGUUACUGAGUCAGAGGACUCACUUUCGAUUCCCUCUGUUAUUCGACUUUCUAGCGCAAAAUCGGACGACCUAAACUCAUACAGAAGUAAGUCUAGUUCAGGCUAUGAUCACCUGCUAGAGGAAAUUGAGAUCACUAGCAACCACCCAGCGCAUCCUCAGAAUUGGGCAACUUGGAAGAAAGCAUUAUUGAUCGUUCUCUCGACUUCUUUACAAGCAUACGUAUUUUGGACACCAAAUUUUUAUAGUGGUGUUUCGUCCAAAGUUAGUGAAGAAUGGAACCUUUCCUCACAGACGUCUUUGCUGGGCCAAAGUAUGUUUUUGCUAGGUAUCGCUUUGGGCCCCCUUGUGCUGGGUCCACUGUCAGAUUUAGUAGGACGGAAAUUUGUGUAUAUUGGCUCUUUGUUAGUGUACAUAUGCUUUAACAUCUCUUGUGCAUUGGCAAUUAACUAUCCUCAACUUGUUAUCUCCAUGUUUAUUCUCGGCGCCGUUGGAUCUACCACGCUAGCAAAUGUAGCCGGCGGUGUUGCUGAUUUAUUGAGAAGCGAACAUUCCAAUUGGGGUAUGUACAUGUUUAUUUUCAUGUGUUCGGUUUCAAGCAUUGGUUCUCCAAUGGGUACCGCUGUUUCUGAAAAUCCAAAACUUGGUUGGCGGUGGCUUUACUGGAUUAAUGUCAUUGUAGGAGGGUUUUUCCUACUUGUUUUAGCUUUCUCACCAGAAACGCUUCCUGUUAUUGUAGUCGAACAAUACGAAGCUCGGCGAAACAAUAAACCCAUAUCCAUGUUCCCUAGACUUACUUUUAAAGCUUUGUUUAAAAACACUUACUUUAUUCUAUCUAUGGCCCUCAAGAUUUUCUUGACAGAGCCUAUCGUUACGUCCUUGGGGGUUUACAAUGGUUUUAUAAACGGUCUUUUGUAUUUCUUUUUGCAAGCUAUAUGGCCAGUUUACUCAGACAUCUACAAGAUGUCUGACAUCGCUGCUUCUUCUACUUAUUUGGCUGCAAUUCCUGCGUGCAUCAUUCUCUUAUGGCUUGAACCCCUUCAAAGCUGGCUCUAUCGACGCGACAAACGUAAUAAUAGGAAAUCGAGGCCAGAAGCAAGAUUUAUAAUGACAAUUGCUUUGGUAUGGGGAUUCCCUAUUGGUAUUUUUCUGUUUGCAUUUUCUACCAAACCGACCAUUCAUUAUAUCGUUUCUUUAAUUGCCCUUACAAUGUUUAACAUUGCGGAUUAUCAUAUCUGGCAGGCAAUGCUAUUAUACAUUACAGAUUCCUAUCCUAGCGUUUCUGCGUCCGCAGUCGCUGCUUUUGAACUUCCUUCCAACUUGGGCGGUACCAUUUUCGUUCACCUGAGUGCACUCAUGUUCAGCCGAAUGAAUAUUCAUUGGGCUACAGCAGUCGUUGGAUUCGUUUCUUUACCCUUAAUUGCUUUGAUUUAUAUUCUGUACUAUUUUGGAAAUCGCAUUCGCUCUCGAAGCAAGCUUGCUACCCGUCAUUUUAUCCAACUGGAUUCUUAAUGUCGUUUGCAUCCCGUUCACCUUUUAUGAAUUCCACUUUCUCCUGCACUUGCUUUAAUUCCAAGCGUACUUUGAAUUAUUUUUAAUACCGUUUCAUAUUUAAUGUUGAAUGUCUCCUUCCUUUGUUCAAUAAUUUAUCAUUUUUCUUAUUCAAUUCAGAUUUGUCAGACUUUGAACUAAUGGCAAAAUGUUUUAAUAUCAUGUAGAAUGUGUUCAACGUUAGCAUCGGCUGAGCACUAAAUACAACAACCGCUGUUCUCUUUUUCUUUCCUUCUCUAUUAUUUUUUUGGUGGAUGACAAGAUAACGUUUCUACUUCAUACUAUUUUUUUUUUUAUUUUUUUAAUAAAAAUCAUUUCUCUCAUGUCA
Messenger RNA from Schizosaccharomyces octosporus yFS286, 2120 nucleotides. Its product is annotated as membrane transporter. The transcript is spliced from 2 exons. Gene Ontology annotation, molecular function: transmembrane transporter activity. The record is from RefSeq and is a predicted model, not a curated record. NCBI's taxonomy places the organism in Eukaryota, Fungi, Ascomycota, Schizosaccharomycetes, Schizosaccharomycetales, Schizosaccharomycetaceae. Gene Ontology annotation, biological process: transmembrane transport. The coding region runs from base 200 to 1753 and encodes 517 amino acids. Gene Ontology annotation, cellular component: membrane.